AUGGCAGGUUUUUGGGGUGGUGGUGGGGAGGAGUCUGGGGGCAGCUUUACUGCGAAUUAUACGGCGUACCCCGUUUCCUUCGCUGCCAAGGAUCACCUGGAAAGCGGCAACAAGAUCCUUCUGCCUCCUUCGGCCCUCCAUGCUCUCGCGCGCCUGCACAUCUCGUGGCCAAUGCACUUCCGCAUCAGCAACACCGCAAAGGAUCGCCUAACGCACUGCGGCGUCUUGGAGUUCGUUUCGGAGGAAGGAACAUGUUACAUGCCUUACUGGAUGAUGCAGAACCUGGAGCUUGAGGAAGGAGGCCUCGUCACCGUGACCAACGUGUCUCUUCCCAAAGGGACCUUCGUGCAGCUUCAGCCCCUUGAGACGGAAUUCCUAGAUAUUAGCAACCCGAAGGCCCUGCUGGAAAUGGCUUUGCGAGGAUACGCGGCGCUGACAAAGGGCGAAGUGGUGUCACUCCCCUUCCUAGACCACGUCUACCACCUCCUUGUGGCGGAUCUACGGCCGGCCCCCGCCGUAUCGAUUGUGGAAACGGACAUAGAAGUAGAGUUCAAGGCCCCCGAAGCUUCAGCCCUUCCCACACCUCAUCCGGACGCCCCUGGAGGUAAUGGUGGAUACGUGAGCAGCGACGAAGCCUCAGACGAUACAGGCGAACCCAAUAGCCGGUUCGGAGGAGAAGGCCGCCGCUUGGAUGGGCGGGCCCCCCGCAGCAGUAGCAGCAGCAGCAAAGUAACAGCAGAGGCCAAGACCCUUAGACGCAAACCAUGGCUGGAGAAGCUUCCAAACGGCAUCCGGCGCGAGUGCGCAGCCUACGAGGCCCUUGUACGGUCGGGUAAGAUCCCUGGUGUUGUGGGGAAGGUGUCUGCGGCUGCUGGAGUAACAGCGGCAGCCGCAGCAGCGAAGCAACGCCAAAACUCGGGAGCAGCGGGCAGCUUCCAGCUCUUCGGAGGUGCUGGGAAUAGCCUGGAGUAG
Messenger RNA from Cyclospora cayetanensis, 972 nucleotides. RefSeq names its product ubiquitin fusion degradation protein 1 homolog. The transcript has 9 exons. NCBI's taxonomy places the organism in Eukaryota, Apicomplexa, Conoidasida, Eucoccidiorida, Eimeriidae. Gene Ontology annotation, molecular function: polyubiquitin modification-dependent protein binding. Gene Ontology annotation, cellular component: VCP-NPL4-UFD1 AAA ATPase complex. Bases 1 to 972 code for a protein of 323 amino acids. The record is from RefSeq and is a predicted model, not a curated record.